Molecule: messenger RNA, 651 nt
Organism: Cricetulus griseus (Chinese hamster)
Lineage: Eukaryota; Metazoa; Chordata; Mammalia; Rodentia; Cricetidae
Source: RefSeq, a predicted model, not a curated record
AUGGCUUUCCUGGAGGAUGGGAACCACACUUCAGUGACAGAGUUCAUUUUAUUGGGCUUGACAGAUGACCCAGUCCUUAGAGUUGUCCUCUUCACCAUCAUCCUGUGCAUCUACCUGGUGACUGUGUCUGGGAACCUCAGUACCAUCCUCCUCAUCAGAGUCUCUUCUCAGCUCCAUCACCCCAUGUACUUUUUUCUCAGUCACUUGGCUUCUGUUGACAUAGGCAUCUCAUCUUCUGUCACACCCAAUAUGCUUGUCAACUUCCUGAUAGAAAGAACUACCAUCUCCUACCUUGGAUGUGCCAUCCAGCUUUGCUCAGGUGCUUUCUUUGGAUCAACUGAGGCCUUUAUUCUGGCUACCAUGGCUUAUGAUCGUUUUGUGGCAAUCUGCCACCCACUGCUUUAUUCAACCAAAAUGUCCGCACAAGUCUGUGUCCAGUUACUUGUAGGAUCCUACAUUGGUGGUUUUCUUAAUGCUUCCUCCUUCACCAUUUCCUUCUUUUCUUUUCUUUUCUGUGGACCAAAUAGAGUCAAUCACUUUUUCUGUGAUUUUACUCCUUUAGUUGAACUCUCCUGUUCUGAUGAUAGUGUCCUCAUAGUUUUUGAUUCAUUUUCUGCAGGCUCCAUCAUUGUGAUCACAGUGUUUGUCAUA